AGUGGAAACAGGAGGGGCUCCGGCAAACCGGGUCAGAUUACGUCACCGUGGUGACCGCUGUCUUCAUGCGAUGCGGAAGCGCGCGCCAGUCAGUGCCUUGAGGAUUUCUCACUGGAAUACGCGAUUUGUUGGGAGAGACAAAAAUGUGGCCAAAUCAAGGACCUCCGCCCAAUCCAUCUUGUCCUCCAUAUGUGAACCCUGCCUAUCCAGCCAUGCCCAACCCUGCCUAUCCAGCCAUGCCCAUCCCACAGUGCCCACCUGGUCAAAACCCUAUCUAUCCACCUGGCAUGGAUCAUCCCACAACCAUCCCAUACAUGACACCAAAUCAACAUCCUUUUCCUCCGGUUGCGUCUGGCCCACAUGCACCCUUCCCUGGAGCAGGGCAUCCAUGCCCCAUCCCGCAGCAUGGAUGCCACCAGCCAGGAAUGGACCCGGUAACUGGUCAUAAGAAGCACAAGAAGAUGAAAAAGAUGAAGAAGGGAAAGAAAGCACAUAAAGUUUCCAAGGAACAUAAGCAUAUGAAACAUGGCAAGCAUUCAUCCUCCAGCAGCAGCAGCAGCAGUGAUUCUGACUGACCAUCACAUGAUCAUCACAUCUGCCCUACAUAACUCAGCAGCUCCUGCUUUCCUGCAAUUAGACAUUUUCCUAAUUUCUGCAUGUCAGGGCAAAUAACAGCAAUAAAACAGCAAUAAGAAUCAAAUCCAGAGGGUAAAUUGUGGAUUGUGAUUAUUGGAGCUUUAUACUGUAAUGUAAGCAUUGACUACUGUAGCUAGAACAAUGCAUUACCAGCUACAGAAAAGUGAAAUCUAAUAAACUGCAGUAUGAUCUGAAA
Molecule: messenger RNA, 832 nt
Organism: Paramisgurnus dabryanus
Lineage: Eukaryota; Metazoa; Chordata; Actinopteri; Cypriniformes; Cobitidae
Gene: prr13
Product: proline rich 13
Source: RefSeq, a predicted model, not a curated record